Angiostrongylus costaricensis is the source of this 1101-nucleotide messenger RNA. Lineage: Eukaryota; Metazoa; Nematoda; Chromadorea; Rhabditida; Metastrongylidae. The record is from the annotation of a GenBank genome assembly.
CAAAGGUUGGAAGAAGGAGCAGCCGCAAUCGAAAAAGCUACACAGAAAGUUGAAAGCGCACUAAACGAUUUUGCCAUUAAACUCCAAGAAAUACACCCAGAUCUGCCAAACGUCGAAACGGCAUUCGAGGAAGCCGUGGCCGACUCAGAACAAGCAAUAGCUAACGCUUUCGAGUAUGUCACAAUCCUCCACGCUCGCAUAAAGGGCUUUAAGGCGUACAUCGAGCGCUCCCAAGAUGACACCACAACGAACAAGUGGAGCGACACAUCAUCAAUGCAAACUGCAAUCAUAAAGAACCUCGAGCUACCCACAAUCCCCAUUCCAACGUUCAACGGCGAUAUAUGGGAGUGGGACAACUUUUGGGAGCUCUUUAAUACAAAUAUACAUUCACAAAAGGUCUCAGACCUACAAAAAUUUAAUUACCUCAUCAGCUCAUUAAAAGGAGAACCCCUUCAAGCCAUAAAGAAAUUCCAAAUCAGCAAGGAAAACUACCAAAAAGCUAUAGAUUUUCUCAUUAAGAAGUAUGGAAACCCUGAAGAACUCAUUCUUCAACUUCUCGACAAACUGGACAAAACUGCUCCUCGCUCAUACGCUUUGCAUGAGCAAAGAACACUACUGGACCAUAUACAAGCGAUAAUACUCCAACUAAUCGAAAAAGGAGAAAAUGUAAACAAUCAAUGCAUGUACAAGAAAGUACUAUCGAAAUUUCCUAUCGAAACGCAACGUAAAGUACUUUCGAAGAAAACGACAACUGAGGAACUCUUCGACAUGCAACUACUUCUACAAUUCCUAGAAGAGAUCAUCUCCAAUGAGGAAUUGAUCUCACGCUAUACCACAAAUGGCCGAUCAAUUCCAACCACUAAAACCAACUUUGAUAGCAAAGCAAAACAAUGGAAACCCCAAUAUUCAAUGCUUUCAUGCAUGUAUUGCAAGGGUAACCAUAAAUCGCUCUACUGCGACAAGUAUAGAACACCUCAAGAAAGAUGGGCACCAGCUCUCACUGUUCCUGUUCACACACGACGGAAUAACAAANCCAUUCAAACCGGCACCAAUCUGCCCAGAAGAUGUAAACUUCAUUCGAAAGCACAAUCUUCAAAUUGA